AAAUGUAUAUACUCAAUCCAUUUAAGCUGGCACAUGAUGUUGUCUUUUAACAAGCUGUUAGUUAUCAUAUAUUGUAUUUUCAGCAUCCCAAAUUUUUGAGUGAAUGGGUACAGAGAGCAGGAGAAGCAAAAUUCCCAGGACAUUUGAGCAAAUACAGACCUGUGAUUAUCAUGCUUCUGUUAAACAAGCCUUUGGUAUCUUGAAAUGCUUCUCUUAUAUUGAAGAUGGAUCUUUUUGUAUGUUAUAAAGAGAAUUCAUAGAAUCCACAAUUUAUUUAAAAAAAUGCUGAAAGAUAAGGUUCAUAGAGACAGAAGCAGUUAAAGACAAUUGACUUGCUACCCUUGUCAACAAGUAGAAGUGAGGUUAUGAAGGGAUUUUGUUUUGUUAUUUAUAAAACAUACACUUGCUACAUAAUUAAAUGCAUGCAAGAAGUGUAUCUACUUGCAUGUUUUUCUCUGGAAAAAGAUAAUUACUGUGUUUGUGCAUGCUGAUCAGAUAAUUAUGUGUGAGAACAACUAAUGACAAUGUUCAGGUUAUUCAAAGUAAAUAACAAUAAGCAUAGAGAUGAGAGGAAACUUUAUGCAAUGCAUGUUAUUUCAUGUAUCCCGUUUUGAAAACAGUUCUUUAUGGGGAGAAAAUUCUUCUGAAAUCCUAAAAGUUGUUUUAAUAUAAAGAAAAUAGUCUGCUCUUCUCUCCACGCCCAUAUUACAUGCUGCAGAUGGAUUUGCAAUGUUCACACUAUCAAUGACAGUGAUAAAAAAACAGUCAGGCCUCUUUCACUUGUCUAAUUGCAAGCUAAAAUUAUUGGAGUUUGUUGCUUUUGGAGUUUUUCUUUUUUUUUUUUUUUUCCAGUGUGUUUAAGGCAAAGUGAAAUCGGGUUCUUUCUAAUCACAGCAUCCAAAACCAAAUUACAGAGCAGGUCUGAAGUGCUUAGGUCCAGCAGAGGACAGGGCAGGGUAUUUGCUCAUCAUUUGUCUCAGGAGACUGGUGACUCUCCCUUUUCCCUGUGGCACACACACACCUUAGCAUUUAUCACUGCUCUGGUGGGAUGAAGCCUCAUGUGGGUUCAAGGAGGCUCUUAGAAGGGGAAGAAACCCUUUUGAAGGAAAAUCCAGUGGGCAGCACUGGGUUAUGUCCCAGCACUUUGACUCAGUGACCCCAAUGUUCCUGCAGAGCUUGGUACCUUCCUGCACCUGCUCGGGCAAGGAAGGCCGUGCUGCUACCACAAGGACUCCCAGGGCCUUCCAGGCCAGAGAAGAGCAGGCGGGAUGGCCUCCAUCUUCCGGAGUGAGGAGAUGAGCCUGAGGCAGCUCUUCCUGCAGGUGGAGGCUGCCUACUGCUGCAUGGCUGAGCUCGGGGAGCUGGGGCUGGUCCAGUUCAGAGAUCUGAAUGUGAAUGUCAACAGCUUCCAGAGAAAGUUUGUGAAUGAAGUGAGAAGGUGUGAAUCCUUAGAGAGAAUCCUGCGUUUUCUGGAAAAUGAGAUGGAAGAUAAUGUUGAGAUAGUCAAAGGAGAAAAGUACCCAGAGACACCCCUGCCUCGGGAAAUGAUUGAUAUGGAGACAGUGCUAGAGAAACUUGAAGCCGAGCUGCUGGAGGCCAACCAGAACCAGCAAACACUGAAGCAGAACUUCCUUGAGCUGACAGAGCUCAAACAUCUGCUGAAGAAAACCCAGGACUUCUUUGAGGCAGAAACCAAUCUGCCAGAUGAUUUCUUCAGUGAAGACACAUCGGGGCUGCUGGAGCUGAGAAGCACUCCUGCUGCUGCAGCUGCCAAGCUGGGAUUCACAGCAGGGGUAAUAAAGAGGGAAAGGAUGAUCCCCUUUGAGCGUUUACUGUGGCGAGCCUGCAGGGGAAACAUCUACCUGAGGUACACAGAAAUGGACACCCCCAUGGAGGACCCUGUGACAAGAGAAGAGGUGAAGAAGAAUGUGUUCAUUAUCUUCUAUCAAGGAGAGCAGCUUAAACAAAAAAUCAAGAAGAUUUGUGAUGGAUUUCGUGCCACAGUCUAUCCUUGUCCAGAGUCUGCCACCGAGCGCCGAGAAAUGCUUGAUGGAGUCAACACAAGAAUAGAGGAUUUAAACACAGUGAUAACACAAACAGAAUCCCACCGCCAACGACUGCUGCAUGAGGCAGCAGCCAACUUGUGGUCCUGGGGGAUCAAGGUGAAGAAAAUCAAGGCCAUCUACCACAUCCUGAAUUGCUGUAACAUUGAUGUCACCCAGCAGUGUGUCAUUGCAGAGAUCUGGUUCCCAGUGGCUGAUGCUGACCGGAUAAAAAGAGCUCUCCAUCAAGGAAUGGAACGCAGUGGCUCCAUGAUUGCCCCCAUCCUCACUGCCAUACACACCAGGAUGGCACCACCCACCUUCAACAGGACCAACAAGUUCACAGCUGGAUUUCAGAACAUCGUGGAUGCAUAUGGUGUGGGCAACUACAGGGAGAUGAACCCAGCUCCCUACACCAUCAUUACUUUCCCCUUCUUGUUUGCGGUGAUGUUUGGGGACUGUGGCCAUGGCGCUGUCAUGCUGGGCUUCGCACUCUGGAUGGUCAUUAAUGAGAAGAGCCUUCUGGCCCAGAAAAGCACUAAUGAGAUCUGGAACACCUUUUUCAGCGGGCGCUACCUGAUCCUGCUCAUGGGCAUAUUCUCCAUGUACACUGGCUUCAUCUACAAUGACUGCUUCUCCAAAUCAUUCAACUUCUUUGGUUCUUCCUGGCAUAUCAUCCCCAUGUUUAAAAAUAACACUUGGAAUAAGGAUGUGCUUCUAGACAAUACAGUGCUGCAGUUGGAUCCAGCAGUCCCAGGAGUCUACUCUGGAAAUCCAUAUCCAUUUGGAAUAGAUCCGAUCUGGAAUGUUGCAUCGAACAAGCUGACUUUCCUGAACUCUUACAAAAUGAAGAUGUCGGUUGUCAUAGGGAUUGUGCACAUGAUUUUUGGGGUGAUACUCAGUCUCUUCAACCACAUCUACUUCAGGAAAUACAUAAACAUUAUCCUUCAGUUCAUUCCAGAGAUGAUUUUUAUUAUCUCUCUUUUUGGCUACCUGGUCUUCAUGAUUAUUUUCAAGUGGUGUCAUUUUGAUGUCCAUUCAUCGCAGAGUGCACCGAGCAUCCUCAUCCACUUUAUCAACAUGUUUCUGUUCAACUAUAGUGACACUUCAAAUGCUCCAUUGUAUCAGCAUCAGAAAGAAGUGCAGAGUUUCUUGGUCAUAUUUGCUCUGAUUGCUGUUCCCUGGAUGCUUCUAAUUAAACCUUUCAUCCUCCGAGCCAACCACCUGAAAGCGCAGCACAUGAUCCAUUCUCAAGCCAUCUCAGGAAACUCAGGAGGUGAAAAUGAGGUAGAUGUCCCAGAGACCAAUCACUCCAAGAAAGCUUCCCAGGGAGACCACAGUGGUGGCCAUGAAGGACAUGAGGGUGACGAUGAAGAGUUCAAUUUUGGAGACAUAUUUGUCCACCAAGCUAUCCACACCAUUGAAUACUGCCUUGGCUGCAUCUCCAACACAGCCUCCUACCUGCGACUCUGGGCGCUGAGCUUGGCCCAUGCACAGUUGUCAGAGGUCCUUUGGACCAUGGUGAUGCACAAUGGGCUCAGCAGCAGCGGCUGGGCAGGUCUUGUCGCCAUCUUCAUCAUCUUUGCAGCAUUUGCCGUGCUGACGGUAGCCAUCCUGCUGGUCAUGGAGGGGCUCUCGGCCUUUCUGCACGCCUUGCGUCUGCACUGGGUGGAAUUUCAGAACAAGUUCUACGUGGGAGCUGGGUACAAAUUUUCUCCGUUCUCCUUCAAUCACAUCAUCAAUGGCACUGCAGAAGAGUAAAACCAGUGCAUCACUGCUUCCCUCCUCAGACCAGGCUCUGUUUCCUUGUGGUGGCUCACCCAUGGAGUAGGAUACAUGGGAUGAAACAGAAUGGGACGUGGCCCUUGAAAGAAGAGCUGUAGAUGAGUAUGUCCUAGCUAAGUUCCAGCAUACUGCUGUAUCAGCUAAGAGCUGACCUGUAUCAGCUGGGCUGGCUGGACCUUUGGCUAAGACUCUAUUGAUGUCUGCAAAUACCUGGUCCUCAGCAUUUGAUGGGGUCAGCUGCCUACUGAGUGGUUGAAAAGAGAAGAUGCAGCUUUGGAAUUAAAUUGUUUAUUAACAAUCAACUCACAUGCGUUCUGCUCCA
Messenger RNA from Vidua chalybeata, 4149 nucleotides. It is a transcript of the gene ATP6V0A4, whose product is annotated as ATPase H+ transporting V0 subunit a4. Gene Ontology annotation, molecular function: proton-transporting ATPase activity, rotational mechanism; ATPase binding. The transcript has 20 exons. Lineage: Eukaryota; Metazoa; Chordata; Aves; Passeriformes; Viduidae. Gene Ontology annotation, biological process: proton transmembrane transport; vacuolar acidification. The record is from RefSeq and is a predicted model, not a curated record. Gene Ontology annotation, cellular component: vacuolar proton-transporting V-type ATPase, V0 domain; vacuolar proton-transporting V-type ATPase complex; plasma membrane. Bases 1269 to 3803 code for a protein of 844 amino acids.